AUGGAGAGAAAAGAGAAGGAAGUUGAUGAGGAGGAACAAACUAGUGGAGAAAAGAGUGAGGUCGAAAAGAUGGGAGAAAAAGAAGAGAGAAAAGAUGAGACUAAGAGAAAAGGAAGUGAAAAUGAUAAGGGAGAAGACAAGAAGAAAGAGGAAAAAGGGAAAAGAAAGAUUAAAGUUCAUGAGAAGCCCCUUCCUUACCCUAAAGUCUACUCAAGGAAGGAGAAAGAGAAGCAAUUUGGGCAUUUCAUGGAUAUCUUCAAGAAAUUGGAGAUUACUUUACCCUUGACCGAAGCACUACAACAAAUUCCUCCUUAUGCAAAAUACUUGAAGCAGUUUCUCAAUAAAAAGAAGUAUUUAGAUGAGGAAACAAUUGAAGUACAGGGGAACUGCAGUGCCAUUAUGCAGAAGAAUCUCUCUCCUAAAUUCAAAGAUUUGGGGAGUUUCACCAUCCCUUGCACCAUUGGAAACCAUGAUAUAGGGAAGGCUCUCGUUGACUUAGGCGCUAGCAUUAAUCUGAUGCCCCUAUCUAUGCUCAAGAAGAUUGGUGGUCUUGAGGUCAAACCCACAAGAAUGAUCUUGCAAAUGGCAGAUAGAUCCAUCAAGCAUCCCUAUGGUGUAGUGGAAGAUGUUGUGAUCCAAAUUGAUAAACUCAAAUUCCCAGUUGAUUUUGUAGUGAUGGAAAUGGGGGAAGAGGUAGAUAUACCUCUCAUUCUUGGAAGACCUUAA
This is a messenger RNA of Vigna umbellata (rice bean), 726 nucleotides long. The record is from RefSeq and is a predicted model, not a curated record. Lineage: Eukaryota; Viridiplantae; Streptophyta; Magnoliopsida; Fabales; Fabaceae.